AUGGGCAGCUGGGCCGCGGCGCCAUGGCGGCUGGGUGGCUGCGGCGGCCUCCGCCGUGCCUCGCGACGGGCGGGCAGCUCCCUGGCCGGCGGUGGGGAGCGGGCGGCGAGGCUGAGCGACCUGCUGAGGAGCUCGGAGCGGGACGGGGCGCCGGGAGAGGAGGCGGUGGCGGCGAGGCGGGAGCGGCGGCCCCCCCGGGAGGGCACGGUGCUGCUCUUUCCCGGGCAGGGCAGCCAUUUCGUGGGGAUGGGCCGCGGGCUGCUGCGGUACCCCGGCGUGCGGGAAAUGUACCGCCUGGCCGAGAAGGUGCUGGGCUACGACCUGCUCUCGCUCUGCCUGGAGGGGCCGCGGGCAGAGCUGGACCGCACCCGGCACUGCCAGCCCGCCGUUUUCGUCGCCUCCCUGGCUGCCGUGGAGAAGCUCAACCACCGGGAGCCUGACGUGCUGGAGAGCUGCGUGGCCGCCGCCGGGUACAGCGUCGGGGAGUUCGCCGCACUUGUGUUCGCCGGAGCCGUGGACUUCGCGGAAGCGCUGUAUGCAGUGAAGGUGCGUGCUGAAGCUAUGCAGAAGGCGUCGGAGGCUGUCCCCAGUGGGAUGCUGUCAGUGAUUGGCCGGCCAGAGGCAAAUUACAAGUUUGCCUGCUUGGAAGCUCGCAGGCACUGUGAAUCGCUGGGUAUAGAAAACCCCGUAUGUGAAAUUUCAAACUAUUUGUUUCCAGACAGCAGAGUCAUUGCGGGACACUUGCAGGCUUUGAAGUUUUUGCAGGAGAAUGCCCGAAAAUAUUAUUUUACACGUACGAAAAUGCUUCCAGUCAGUGGUGCUUUUCACACACGACUUAUGGAACCAGCAGUAGAGCCAUUGGCUGAAGUCCUAAAAUGCAUUGAGAUUCAAAAACCCCUGAUCUGUGUCUAUUCCAAUGUUGAUAGCAAAAAGUAUAUGCACUCAAAACACAUUCAGAAGCUGCUAGUAAAGCAGAUUGUUUCACCUGUGUUGUGGGAACAGACCAUGCAUUCUGUUUAUGAAAGAAAGCAAGGAACAGAAUUUCCUUACACGUACGAAGUGGGGCCUGGGAAGCAGCUAGGAGCAAUUCUCAAAAAGUGUAACCUAAAGGCCUGGAGGCAAUAUAGCCAUGUAGAUGUUUCAAAAGACGAGGAAGUAACGGAGACAUAAACAGAUUUUUGAGAAAAAUCCAUGCAACUUGUUUCUCUGUUAUUUAAAAAUAGCUUCAUGCUCCUAAAAGAGGAAGUCUUAAGCGUUGGUUGCUUCUCGCAAUGAGAAGAGCACCAUGCUUGUCACUGCAGUGAACAUUGUCCUUCCCUGUGUGCCUCGGAUGUGGAACAAGAGAGCAGCUUGCAAAGUCGCUCUUCCACCUGUGUUGGGACUGCAAAACUGCCAAUAAACAUGCCAAAUAGUGUUCUGUUUGGCCUUAAUCCUGCAA
Messenger RNA from Cygnus atratus (black swan), 1438 nucleotides. It is a transcript of the gene MCAT, whose product is annotated as malonyl-CoA-acyl carrier protein transacylase. Gene Ontology annotation, molecular function: transferase activity. The record is from RefSeq and is a predicted model, not a curated record. Lineage: Eukaryota; Metazoa; Chordata; Aves; Anseriformes; Anatidae. The transcript is spliced from 4 exons. The coding region runs from base 1 to 1170 and encodes 389 amino acids.